GUGUCUGCAUUAGAUUAGCUGCACUUAAAUAGCGAGCCUCAGACACUCCUCACUUACCUAUCCAUCUCUCUCUCUCCUCUUCCGUACUGAUCUUUCCUCUUCUUGUUCUGGAUUGAAGAAGAUAGAUUUUCUUUAAUACAAAAGUUGGGGAGUAGCAGCGAUGGCUAGAGAACAAAUAGGAGUGCUUAAUGCACUCGAUGUUGCAAAAACUCAAUGGUACCAUUUCACAGCAAUUGUGAUUGCUGGAAUGGGUUUUUUCACAGAUGCAUAUGAUCUUUUUUGUAUUUCAUUAGUCACCAAAUUGCUUGGUCGUAUAUACUACACUGACUAUGACAAAGAAAAGCCAGGCACAUUACCUCCAAAUGUAGCAGCAGCUGUUAAUGGUGUUGCACUUUGUGGCACUUUAGCUGGCCAGCUCUUCUUUGGCUGGCUUGGUGACAAAUUGGGUAGAAAGAAAGUCUAUGGGAUAACUUUGGUUCUCAUGGUUGUUUGUUCACUUGCCUCGGGCCUUUCCUUUGGAAGUAGUCCAAAGGGUACAAUUGCCACUCUUUGUUUCUUCAGGUUCUGGCUUGGAUUCGGUAUCGGAGGUGAUUAUCCCUUAUCAGCCACAAUUAUGUCUGAAUAUGCUAAUAAAAAGACUCGUGGGGCAUUUAUUGCUGCGGUGUUUGCUAUGCAAGGAUUUGGGAUCCUGGCUGGUGGAAUUGUUGGUCUUAUUGUGUCAACUGCAUUUGAUCACAGAUUCAGUGCCCCCAUAUACGAAGAUAGUAGAAGAGCCUCUCUUGCUCCUCAAGCAGACUAUGUUUGGCGCAUAAUCUUGAUGUUCGGUGCAAUUCCUGCUGCCCUGACUUACUACUGGCGUAUGAAAAUGCCUGAAACUGCUCGUUACACAGCCCUUGUUGCUAAGAAUGCAAAACUAGCUGCUUCAGAUAUGUCUAAAGUUUUAAAUGUUGAACUGGAAGCAGAGCAGGAAAAGGUGGAGAAGAUAGUUGCAGAGCCAUCUAAUUCAUUUGGCUUGUUUUCUAAAGAAUUUGCCAAGCGCCAUGGACGUCACUUGGUAGGAACCACUACUACUUGGUUCUUAUUAGAUAUUGCUUUCUACAGCCAAAAUCUUUUCCAAAAGGAUAUUUUCACUGCAAUCAAUUGGAUUCCUAAAGCACAAAAAAUGAACGCAAUUCACGAGGUUUUUAGGAUUGCAAGAGCUCAGACACUAAUUGCACUAUGCAGUACUGUACCUGGAUACUGGUUCACUGUAUUCCUUAUUGACUAUAUGGGAAGAUUUGCCAUUCAAUUGAUGGGCUUCUUCUUCAUGACAGUUUUUAUGUUCGCGAUUGCUAUCCCUUACCAUCACUGGACCUUGGAGCCUAAUAGAAUUGGUUUUGUUGUAAUGUACUCACUGACAUUUUUCUUUGCCAAUUUUGGACCCAAUGCCACUACAUUUGUUGUUCCAGCAGAGAUUUUCCCCGCAAGACUAAGAUCAACAUGCCACGGUAUAUCUGCAGCAGCAGGAAAGGCAGGUGCCAUAGUUGGUGCAUUUGGUUUCUUAUAUGCUGCCCAACCCACAGACAAAACCAAGACUGACGCAGGUUACCCUCCUGGUAUUGGAGUAAAGAAUUCUUUAAUUGCUCUCGGUGUUAUCAACUUCUUUGGGAUGUUGUUUACUCUAUUAGUGCCUGAAUCAAAGGGUAAAUCACUUGAAGAGCUAACCGGUGAGAAUGAGGAAAAUGGUGAGGAAAUGCCGGUUGCUGCUACUUCUAGGACUGUUCCAGUGUGAUCUUCACCAACUUCACCAAACUACCUAUUAUAUAUAGAUCAAAUCAAAGCUUUCUGAUUCUUGAAUUGUGGGUUGUACUACGUAUUUUUGUUUUGUGCAAUGCGAUAAUGUAGAUAUUGUUGGGUUCAUGUUUUUACAGAAGUCUAUAAGAACUGAUUAUAAGGGUACUAUAUGUUUACUUUUUGGCAGAUUACUAAUUGUCAUCUUUAUUUCUUUCAGUUUCUCUUUGUUCUUGGAUAAAGCUUGUAUGAUGAAAUUAUAAUACGCUUGCAUAAGUUA
Molecule: messenger RNA, 2050 nt
Organism: Jatropha curcas
Lineage: Eukaryota; Viridiplantae; Streptophyta; Magnoliopsida; Malpighiales; Euphorbiaceae
Product: putative inorganic phosphate transporter 1-3
Biological process (GO): transmembrane transport; phosphate ion transport
Cellular component (GO): membrane
Molecular function (GO): phosphate transmembrane transporter activity
Source: RefSeq, a predicted model, not a curated record